CCCAACCAUGUCUACCACAACCACCACCACCACCACCACCACCACAACCACAACCACCACCAAUAAACCACCCAGCCACCCAACCCUGAUCCAAGUCCACCGCAGCCCCAUCCCCUUCGCCAGCGGCGCCUACUCCCUCGUCUCCCUGCCGGCCGGCUCCCUCUUCUGCCCAAUCACCGGCACCACUCCGUCCCGCAAAGCCUACACCUCGGUGCAGACCGGGCGCGACACGCACAUCGAGCUCAAUUCCGACCUGGUCUACUGCAACCACUCGUGCGCGCCUACGCUGGACUUCGACAUGGCGCGCAUGGAGGUGCGCGUCGUGGCGGACCGCGAUCUGAAAGCGGGCGACCCGCUGACCUUUUUCUAUCCCUCCUCGGAGUGGGAGAUGGAUCAGCCGUUUCAGUGUACGUGUGGGGCUGGGGAGAAGUGUCGCGGGGUGAUCGAUGGAGCGAAGAAGAUGGAGGUGGCGGUGUUGAGGGAGUAUUGGUUGAAUCCGCAUAUUGAGGAGAUGGUUAGAGAGAGGGAGGGAGUGUGAUUGAAGUUGGAUGUGAGGUUGAGGUAGAGGUAGAGAGGUAUAGAGAUAGAAAUAGAGGUGGAUGGAUUGUCUGUAUAACGGAUUGGAUGACCGUGAAGAAUUCUUAUAGACCAGAAGCAAAAACCUUUCACGAGCAUGAGCUACUAGCAUAACAAAUCCAAUUUACUACUAAG
Molecule: messenger RNA, 711 nt
Organism: Aspergillus saccharolyticus JOP 1030-1
Lineage: Eukaryota; Fungi; Ascomycota; Eurotiomycetes; Eurotiales; Aspergillaceae
Exons: 1
Coding region: 8-538 (176 amino acids)
Molecular function (GO): protein binding
Source: RefSeq, a predicted model, not a curated record